Molecule: messenger RNA, 2285 nt
Organism: Camponotus floridanus (Florida carpenter ant)
Lineage: Eukaryota; Metazoa; Arthropoda; Insecta; Hymenoptera; Formicidae
Product: lysosomal aspartic protease
Exons: 8
Coding region: 111-1475 (454 amino acids)
Biological process (GO): proteolysis
Molecular function (GO): aspartic-type endopeptidase activity
Source: RefSeq, a predicted model, not a curated record
GUGAACGACAACACUUUACUUUUCUGUAUGUUCCGUCAGAAGGUAUCAAAAGAAACUCGACAUUGAAAUUUUCACGAUGCGAGACUUCAGUAGUAAAUAAAUUUUGAUAUAUGUUUCGCCUUUUUACGAUAGUGACAGUGCUCUUGAUGACGACUGACGCAGAAUUACAUAGGACUUUAUCGCAUAAGAUGGAUUCCACUCGAGAAUCUUCGAAAAACAUUGGCACCAACGUGCAAGAAAUUCUUUCGUUAAAUGAUAAUCUUCCUUCAGUACGUUUGACUAAUUUCAAAAAUGUAAAUUACUAUGGCUGUAUUAAAAUUGGAACUCCACAGCAAGAAUUUAAAGUGAUAUUUGACAGUCGUUCCGCAAAUUUUUGGGUAUUCUCCGAAAAAUGCACAAACCCUAUUUGUUCAAGACAUAAAUAUGAUAAAACAAGAUCCAAAACAUACAAUGAUAUAAAAAGUAAAGGUAUUUGUUUAUCAUAUAAAUGUUUCGAAGUAGAAGGCAUCUUAGCUGCUGACACAGUGCAUGUUGCCAACCUCAGUGUCAAAAAUCAAACAUUUCUAGAAGCGGUAUACAUAUUGGAUGAUAUUGAUACAAACAAAAGUAUGUGUGCUAUACGAACAUUUGAUGGUAUCAUUGGCCUGAGAUCUUUUAAUACAUAUGAUGAUAGAGUAACGCCUAUCUUUGACAAUAUGAUUGAACAAGGUCUAGUGUCAUCACGUAUUUUCAGUUUUUAUCUAAAUAGAAACACUUCAGCCGAUUUAGGUGGCAAAUUAAUAUUCGGUGGUUCCGAUCCCGCUUGUUAUGAAGGGGAUUUUACAUACAUUCCUGUUUUACAUAUAUUUACUGACAAAGGAUACUGGCAAUUUAUCAUUGAUAGUAUCCAAAUAAAUGAAAAUUUUACUUUGUGCGAGGCAAGCUGCUAUGCUACCGUUGACACAAGUGCUUGGAAAAUAAUUGGACCAGAAAAGGAUGUUUCAUCUAUUAAUCGAUUUAUUGAAACUAAUUCACAAGGAAGAGUGGACUGCGAUCGAAUUUUCCAAUUGCCUACAAUCAGGUUUAAUUUGGGUGGUAAGGCGUUCAAUCUUACCGGUAGAGAUUACAUCAUUCGGCAUCCAAAUGAUGAAAGUAUAUGUAUAACCGUCUUCUGGAAACGUCAACUAAAUAAUGAGCCAACAUAUAACAAUAAAAUACAAUGGGUUCUGGGCAUGCCAUUUAUUGGCCGUUACUACACCGAGUUUGAUAUGGAAAAGCACCGAAUGGGAUUUGCUUUGGCGAAAAAUUCAUCAAAAUGUAUAGAAAACCUUUCAUUGUCGCCAUUUAUUGAUUGUAACUACACCGAGUUUGACAUAGAGGAAGACCGAGUGGAAUUUGCUUUGUUGAAAAAUUCAUCGAAAUGUAUAGGAAAUCUUUCAUUGUCACCUUUUAUUUUAUACUUCAUCAUCAAUUUUUUAAAUUAUUGGUUUAAAUAAUUUUUUGAAUUAUUAUUUUAAAUUUUAGUUUUCGAUAGGAAAAAAACUGAAUCUUUUUUAUUCGCCAAUCGACAAAGUUUGUAUAUUAUCAAUAUGAAUUUUUGCGUAACAUGUACAUAAUUGUGCCUUAAUUUUCAACAACAAUCUUUUAUCGUGAAAGCAGCUAAUAUAAGUUUAUUGUUAAUUAAAAGGACUUAGCAAAUGAUACUGCGCGCUAAAAGGAAUUUUAGCGUGCAGUGUCAUUUGCUAAGCUUGUUGUUGUAUGGCUGUCUAAUCCACAUAAUCAAUCUAUUCUUUCGAAGAGCUGAUUUCUCCUUUACUAUCAUUCUUAAUCGCUCGCACAUUUAAUAAUUUAUUUUAAUAAAAUUUGUUUUCGAGCAAUCAAAUUUAAAAAUAUUUUAUUUAAUAUUUUGUUUUUUAAUUAAAAACAAAAUAUUAAAUAAAAUAUUUUUAAAUUUGAUUGCUCGAUAGACGGAUCGAUAACACGGAUAUGUUUCAAAUGCGCGCGAUUGUAUAUACAGCAGCUGCCAAAUGUCGAUAAAUGAUAGCUUUAGUAGUCGAGUACAAUUUGCUAUUUUGUUCAGUUACAACGUACGAAAAGAAAUUUGCCAGAAAUUUCGAAAACAUAUUCCGCUUUCACAUGACUGUGGUGUUGAUCGACGCGGAAAAUCAAAGCUAAAUUCAUACAUUGUAUUGUAUGUGUACAUUAUACAUAUAUUGAUAUAAUAAAUAUUGAUUUUAUAAAAAUUGAUCUAUCGCGUCAUGAUCACAUUCGACUUUCUGAAAUCCAAAACCUAUGUAAAAGUGAUU